UAACGUCUUCCCUUCCCUUCGCAGCCGUCCCCUUCCCUCCCACGCAGCGGCUCACCCUGAAGGAGGUGUUCGAGGACGGCAAGCCUCGCCUCGACGUCCUGAAGAGCCACUUGGUGAAGGAAGGGCGCCUGGAAGAGGACGCGGCGCUCAAGAUCAUCAACGAUGGGGCCGCCAUCCUGCGGCACGAGAAGACGAUGAUCGAGGUGGAGGCUCCCAUCACAGUGUGCGGUGACAUUCACGGGCAGUUUUUUGACCUGAUGAAGCUCUUCGAGGUGGGAGGAUCACCCAACAACACCCGCUACCUCUUCCUGGGGGACUACGUGGACAGAGGCUACUUCAGUAUAGAGUGCGUGCUGUAUUUAUGGAGUUUGAAGAUAAACCAUCCCAAAACCUUGUUCCUCCUUCGAGGGAACCACGAGUGCAGGCACCUCACAGAAUACUUCACCUUUAAGCAGGAGUGUCGAAUCAAGUAUUCGGAGCGAGUGUACGAUGCGUGCAUGGAUACCUUUGACUGUCUUCCUCUCGCUGCCCUCCUAAACCAGCAAUUCCUGUGUGUUCACGGAGGGCUGUCUCCAGAAAUCACGUGUCUAGAUGACAUUAGGAAAUUAGACAGGUUUAAGGAGCCUCCAGCCUUCGGCCCGAUGUGCGACCUGCUCUGGUCCGAUCCGUCGGAAGACUACGGCAACGAGAAGACGGUGGAGCAUUUCGCCCACAACACCGUCCGAGGCUGCUCCUAUUUCUACAGUUACCCUGCAGUUUGUGAUUUUUUGCAGAACAAUAGUUUGUUAUCUGUCAUCCGAGCUCACGAAGCCCAGGACGCUGGGUACCGAAUGUACAGGAAGAGCCAGACAACGGGCUUUCCGUCGCUAAUCACAAUCUUCUCCGCACCAAAUUACCUAGAUGUCUAUAACAACAAGGCUGCUGUCCUGAAAUACGAAAACAACGUCAUGAACAUCAGGCAGUUCAACUGCUCCCCUCAUCCGUACUGGCUCCCGAACUUCAUGGACGUCUUCACGUGGUCUCUGCCUUUUGUGGGAGAGAAGGUCACAGAAAUGCUCGUUAACAUCCUCAACAUAUGCUCCGAUGAUGAGUUGAUUUCAGAUGGCGAUGAGACAUUGGAAGGUGGGACAACGGUCCGCAAAGAGAUCAUCAGGAAUAAGAUCCGAGCCAUUGGGAAGAUGGCACGCGUCUUCUCGGUCCUUCGGGAGGAAAGCGAGAGCGUGCUGACCCUCAAAGGCCUGACUCCCACAGGUACCCUGCCCCUGGGAGUGCUCUCAGGGGGGAGGCAGACCCUGCAGACCGCCACAGUAGAAGCGGUAGAGGCACGGGAAGCCAUCCGUGGAUUUUCGCCCCAGCACAAGAUCCGCAGCUUCGAGGAAGCCCGAGGGCUGGAUCGCAUCAACGAGCGCAUGCCGCCGCGCAAAGAUUCAAUGCACUCGGACGGGCCGGUGAACUUGGUAACCUCCACAAACUCUGCGGACAAGAACGGCACGGGGAAGAAAGCCCAGUAACGGUCCGAGCGCCCGGUCUGCACCACUAAAGGAUCCAAAACUUAAUGAAUUUUAUUUAUUUAUUAUCGGGGUGGGGUGGGGGCAGGGGAGAAACCAACUUCACCUGGAGGCACGUCCAUAAUCCCGUCUGCAUCCGUUCCGUAAGAAAGGUGACCGUUUUGUAAGUUUUUUAUUUAUGUUCGAUAUAUAAAAAAGAAAGUCCA
This is a messenger RNA of Oxyura jamaicensis (ruddy duck), 1714 nucleotides long. RefSeq names its product protein phosphatase 3 catalytic subunit gamma (gene PPP3CC). Gene Ontology annotation, biological process: calcineurin-mediated signaling. Gene Ontology annotation, molecular function: calmodulin binding; calmodulin-dependent protein phosphatase activity. The coding region runs from base 195 to 1511 and encodes 438 amino acids. Gene Ontology annotation, cellular component: calcineurin complex; cytoplasm. Lineage: Eukaryota; Metazoa; Chordata; Aves; Anseriformes; Anatidae. The transcript has 13 exons. The record is from RefSeq and is a predicted model, not a curated record.